CAGUCCACCGACAGGGGGCGAUAGUUGUUGAAUGCCAUGGAAAUGCCCACGUUUUUUUCCCUCAACCUUAUACGUAGACCGCGUGUGUUACACUAAAAUUCUUCCCCAGGAAACACAGGGGAAUUGUAUACUGCGAAGUAUAGCCACAUUAGACAUGUUUGAAUGUUUUAAGGAUAAAGUUGGUGAAGUUUUGCUACCAGGAGAUGUAUUUUCAUUUGAUUUAGUGCCUCUGGACAAUAAAUCAGACAAAGUGAUCUGUGGUCCUGGACUCCGCCGAAACGGAGAUGAAGUCCUGGUUUGCAAAAGCGGGAUUCUCCGGCACAAACCGCCGAACCUCUACUGGAUAGACUCCAUACAGAAACGGUAUGUUCCGGCCAAAGGCGAGAGCGUGAUCGGGAUCGUGACCGUCAAAUCUGGAGAUGUCUUCAAGGUGGACGUGGGGGGAAGCGAGCAGGCCUCCUUGUCCUACUUGGCAUUUGAGGGGGCCACGAAGCGAAACAGGCCCAAUGUUCAGGUAGGGGAUCUGGUGUAUGCGCAGUUCACCAUCGCCAACAAGGACAUGGAACCGGAGCUGGUGUGCAUCGACAGCUGCGGCCGGGCCAAUGGGAUGGGAGUGUUUGGUGCCGACGGUCUCCUCUUUAAAGUGUCCCUUGGGCUGGUCCGCAGGUUACUGGCACCGCAAAGCGACAUAGCGAAAGACCUGGAGAAGACGUUCCCGUUCGAGAUGGUGGUGGGCAUGAACGGCCGGGUAUGGGUGCGAGCUCGGACCACGCAGCAGACGCUCGUCGUCGCCAACCUGCUGGAGAGCUGCGAGAACAUGACCACGCAGCAGCGGCAGGCUCUCUUCCGGCGGGUGGCCGACCGUGUGACAUAACAGCGGAGCCGGGACAGAAAUGCAGCAGAACAAGCCCUACCAGAGUAGUGACUUGGGCCAGGACUUCCGUGGAUCUGUUCCUGGAAUGUCAGCAUAUCAGGAAAGCUUUUAUAUAUUAUCGGGUUGUAAGGAAAUACAAUAAUGUUCUACUGUCAUUACUUUUGUACAGGUUGAUUUAUGGUUUGUAAGUAAAUAAAUGCCAUUUACUUGUUUUAAAUAUA
Brienomyrus brachyistius is the source of this 1095-nucleotide messenger RNA. RefSeq names its product exosome component 3 (gene exosc3). Gene Ontology annotation, biological process: CUT catabolic process; U4 snRNA 3'-end processing; nuclear polyadenylation-dependent rRNA catabolic process. The transcript has 4 exons. Gene Ontology annotation, cellular component: cytoplasmic exosome (RNase complex); nuclear exosome (RNase complex). The coding region runs from base 32 to 874 and encodes 280 amino acids. Lineage: Eukaryota; Metazoa; Chordata; Actinopteri; Osteoglossiformes; Mormyridae. The record is from RefSeq and is a predicted model, not a curated record. Gene Ontology annotation, molecular function: RNA binding.